Messenger RNA from Aethalodelphis obliquidens (Pacific white-sided dolphin), 3782 nucleotides. It is a transcript of the gene MANBA, whose product is annotated as mannosidase beta. Gene Ontology annotation, biological process: carbohydrate metabolic process; glycoprotein catabolic process. The transcript has 17 exons. Bases 68 to 2707 code for a protein of 879 amino acids. Gene Ontology annotation, molecular function: beta-mannosidase activity. Lineage: Eukaryota; Metazoa; Chordata; Mammalia; Artiodactyla; Delphinidae. The record is from RefSeq and is a predicted model, not a curated record.
CACUUCCGCGGCUCUCCGAAGCGCGGGGCUUCUACCCCCGUGGGUGGGUGAGGUACCGGCCACCGGCAUGCUCCUCCGCCUGCUCCUGCUGCUUGCGUUGUGCGGUGCGGGCUCCGCUGCCAUGGUGGUCAGCGUCAGCUUGCGGGGAAGCUGGAGGAUCCGCAGCGGGAACGGCUCGCUGGAGUUGCCCGCGGAGGUUCCCGGUUGCGUGCACAGCGCCUUGUUCCACCAGAGGCUUAUCCAGGAUCCUUACUACAGAUUUAAUAACCUUAACUACCGAUGGAUCGCCUUGGAUAACUGGACCUAUAUCAAGAAAUUUAAAAUCCCUUUUGACCUGAGCAAAUGGCGUAAAGUAAAGUUGGUUUUUGAAGGCGUCGAUACAGUUACAGUAGUCCUGCUCAAUAAUAUUCCUGUUGGCGAAACAGACAACAUGUUCAGAAGCUAUAGCUUUGAUAUUACACAUGUGGUCCAAGCAAUAAACAUCCUUGAGGUGCAUUUCCAGUCACCAGUGAUAUAUGCGGACCAGAGGAGUAAAGUUCACACUCACUACAGCGUGCCCCCCAACUGCCCUCCGCGUGUGCAGGAUGGCGAAUGUCAUGUCAACUUUAUUCGCAAGGCACAGUGUUCCUUUAGUUGGGACUGGGGGCCUUCCUUUCCUACCCAGGGCAUCUGGAAAGAUGUUAGAAUUGAAGCCUAUAAUAUUUGUCGUCUGAACUACUUCACAUUUACCCCCAUAUAUGAUAAUAAUAUCCAGGAGUGGAAUCUUGAAAUAGAGUCUUCUUUUGAUGUUAUCAGUUCAAAGCCAGUUUUGGGUCAAGCGAUUAUAGCCAUCCCUGAAUUAAAAAUACAACAGACAAACAGCGUUGAACUUCAUCAUGGGGAAAGGAUUGUUAAACUCUUUGUGAAAAUUGACAAGAGUGUUACUAUAGAAACUUGGUGGCCUCAUGGACAUGGAAACCAGACUGGGUACAACAUGACAGUUCUUUUUAAGCUGGAUGGAGGCUUAAGUUUUGAAAAAUCAGCUAAGGUUUAUUUUAGGACAGUGGAACUCAUAGAAGAGCCCAUAAAAGGAUCCCGUGGUCUGAGUUUCUACUUCAAAAUUAAUGGACUUCCAAUAUUUCUGAAAGGCUCGAAUUGGAUUCCCCCAGAUUCAUUCCAGGAUCGAGUAACCUCUGCCUUAUUACGGCUCCUUUUGCAGUCUGUUGUGGAUGCUAACAUGAAUGCUCUCCGGGUUUGGGGAGGAGGAAUUUAUGAGCAGGAUGAAUUCUAUGAACUCUGUGAUGAACUGGGAAUAAUGGUAUGGCAGGAUUUUAUGUUUGCCUGUGCGCUUUACCCAACUGAUCAGGAUUUCAUGGAUUCAGUGAGAGCAGAAGUUGCUUACCAGGUCAGGAGACUGAAAUCUCAUCCCUCCGUCAUCACAUGGAGUGGAAAUAAUGAAAAUGAAGCAGCUUUGAUGUUGAAUUGGUAUGAUAUACAGUCCAGCAACCUGUCCACCUACAUCGAUGAUUAUGUGACACUGUAUGUGAAAAACAUCCGAAGGAUUGUCUUCGAAGGAGACCAGACUCGUCCUUUUAUCACGUCCAGUCCUACAAAUGGGGCUAAAUCCACUGCAGAAGGCUGGCUCUCUGAAAACCCAUAUGACCCGAAUUAUGGUGAUGUACAUUUUUAUGACUAUGUUGGUGAUUGCUGGAAUUGGAAAAUUUUCCCCAAAGCUCGAUUUGUAUCUGAAUAUGGAUAUCAGUCCUGGCCUUCCUUCAGUACAUUAGAGAAGGUUUCAUCUAAAGAGGACUGGUCUUAUGAAAGCAAAUUUGCACAUCAUAGACAACAUUUCACAGAUGGUAACUAUAAAAUGCUUCACCAGGCUGCGCUUCAUUUCAAACUCCCCCAAAGUGCAGAUCAAUUACGCAAGUUCAAAGACACUAUUUAUCUUACUCAGGUGAUGCAGGCCCAGUGUGUCAAAACAGAAACUGAAUUCUACCGCCGCAGUCGCAGCGAGGUAGUGCAUGGAGAAGGGCACACCAUGGGGGCGCUUUAUUGGCAGUUGAAUGACAUCUGGCAGGCUCCUUCCUGGUCUUCUCUAGAGUAUGGAGGAAAGUGGAAAAUGCUUCAUUAUUUUGCUCGUCAUUUCUUCGCUCCGCUGUUGCCGGUGGGUUUUGAGAAUGAAGAUGUGUUUUUCAUCUACGGUGUGUCAGACCUUCAUUCAGACCACAAGAUGAUGCUCACUGUGAGAGUCCACACAUGGAGUUCCCUGGAGCCCGUGUGCUCUGAGACGACGAAGCCUUUUGUGAUGAAAGCAGGGGAGUCUGCUCUUCUCUAUGAUAAGCCAGUAGCUGAAUUAUUAAGAGGAUGUACAAAUUGUACACGACAAAGCUGUGUGGUUUCCUUUUACCUGUCAACUGCCAGGGAGCUCUUGAGCCCAACCAACUAUCACUUCCUGUCCUCACCAAAGGAGGCCAAGGGGCUCCACAAGGCAAAUAUCACUGCCACCAUCUCUCAGCAAGGGGACACAUUUGUUUUUCAUCUGAAAACCUCAGCUGUUGCUCCCUUUGUUUGGUUGGAUGUAGGAAGCAUCCCAGGGAGAUUCAGUGACAAUGGUUUUCUCAUGACUGAGGAGACACGGACUGUAUUCUUCUACCCUUGGAAACCCACCAAUGAGAGUGAAUUGGAGCGAUCUUUUCAUGUGACUUCACUGGCGGAUAUUUACUGAGGGAAUCCAGGCUGUAUUGGCAGGAGCUGAAGGCAACCAGAAACAAGUUGAAGAGGCCAGGAAACGCGUCUGCUUGCUGUCAGGUGUCUGCAUAACCACUUGGUGAAGAGCUUGUACUAGUGCAUUCUCCCAGGGAAGGCUGUGUACUCAGGUGAUGUCCUCCUCCAACAAAGCUGUGCCUAGGUGCCGUCCAGUCCGCACCAGGACUGUGGUUUUAGCCCAUUCCCCCACAGCUUUUGCACCACAUGAACCAGUUAUAACCCAACUGCCUCUCCAAGCCCCGAAAGGAGGUCUGUCCACGUGCAGCCCUUUAAGGGAAUCACAGGUACGUGAUUAUUGCGGUAUCUGUGGAAUCAAAUGUGGAAGGUCGUGAGGUCAUGUAGGCUCUCGUGGUUAGCUUUGAGAAAUACCAAAUAAUCGGAAUGAAACUGCUUUGUUGUUAUUUCCAGAGGAAACGGAGAUUCAAAUGUCACAACAGAAAGAGAGUUCUGGGCGGUAGCCAUAUUGGUUGCUAUUGCCGGAAAACUUGGGGGGUUGAUUUUUGUCAUUCGGUUACUUUUUGGGUAGGAGUCCUUUUUCCAUUUGCAACGUUUUUUAAAAAAUAUUGUUUUAACAAUAAUAAUUUAUUUUUUCAAAGGCCAUUGGAGUGAUUCUUUGGAAAAAAAGCUCGUAUUGAAAUGGACAUCACCAUGGUCACUUUGGAAACUUCCGGGUGUCCUGACAUAGGUCACCCAUCGUUAUGUAUGGGCUUCAGAUUUGGUUGAAUCCAGUGAGCUUUCCAGUUCAAGGCUGUGGUUAGAUUUGUACUUGGUGAUCCUGGCAGCAAAGUGGUGUUCCCUUUAACUUGAGUUUGAACCAUCUUAAAAAACAUUGAUUCAUUAUAAUUGCUAUGAAAUCAUUUUAUUCUGCAUUAUCAUGUUUAUAAAAUCACACUGGUAAUGAAGCAAAGAGGGCAAAGUGUUAAUAAGUAGCCAAUGUGGGUAAAGGUGUGUAGGAAUUUUUUCUGCUUUUGCGACUUUUCUGUAAGUUUGAAAUUAUGUUAAAAUUUUAAAGUUGUAUAAAUUGCAUUGACAAC